Molecule: messenger RNA, 411 nt
Organism: Strongyloides ratti
Lineage: Eukaryota; Metazoa; Nematoda; Chromadorea; Rhabditida; Strongyloididae
Product: Histone H3.3
Exons: 1
Coding region: 1-411 (136 amino acids)
Cellular component (GO): nucleosome
Molecular function (GO): protein heterodimerization activity; structural constituent of chromatin; DNA binding
Source: RefSeq, a predicted model, not a curated record
AUGGCUCGUACUAAACAGACAGCUCGUAAGUCAACCGGAGGAAAGGCUCCACGUAAACAAUUGGCCACCAAAGCCGCCCGUAAAUCAGCCCCAUCCACUGGAGGAGUUAAGAAACCACAUAGAUACCGUCCAGGUACUGUUGCUCUUCGUGAAAUUAGAAGAUACCAAAAGUCAACUGAACUUUUGAUCAGAAAACUUCCAUUCCAACGUCUUGUUCGUGAAAUUGCUCAAGAUUUUAAGACUGAUCUUCGUUUCCAAUCUGCUGCUAUUGGUGCUCUUCAAGAGGCUGCUGAGGCUUAUCUUGUUGGAUUAUUUGAAGAUACAAAUCUUUGCGCUAUUCAUGCAAAGCGUGUAACAAUUAUGCCAAAAGACAUCCAAUUGGCUAGAAGAAUUCGUGGGGAACGUGCUUAA